AUGGACUGCUCUCUGGAUUGGAUGGGCUGUAAAUGUCAUCCUAGGGGUCACCGUGAUAGCCCUGUGUAAGUACAGAGGACUUUUAGUUAGUUAGUUAGUUAGUUAGUUAGUUAGUUAGUUAGUUAUUUCCAUUUAUAUAUAUAUUUAUUUUUUUUAAUAAUAUUUAUUAAUUUUCAACCAUUUAAACACAACAAAAUAGACAAAAAAAGCAUAACAAAAUAAGACACAAACCAUUUAACACACAAAACAAUUUCAAUAUCUUAUCUUUCAUUCCCUUAUUUCCACGACCUCCUCACACCUCCCUUUUUGUAUUCCACUUCUAUUAAUUGUUUCAGAAAUUCCUUUCCAUCUUCCUCUGUUUUUAUCCUAUAAUUAUCUUAACAUAUUUUGACCUUAUUUUUCCCUUUAAUACUCUAUUAAUCUAUUUAUACUUAAUUCCUUAUAGCAUUUCUACUAGAGCCAUAUAACUUCAUUCCAACAUUUUUCUUACAUUCAUUAUUUUUACAAUAUUUCUAUAAAUAGUCCUAAACUUUUUCCAGUCUUCUUCCACUGACUCUUCUCCCUGGUCUCGGAUUUCUGCCAGUCGUUUCCGCCAAUUCCCUAUAGUCCAUCAACUUCAUCUGCCAUUCUUCCCGAAUAGAUAAAUCUUGUGUCUUCCAGUACUUCACAAUGAAUAUUCUUGCUGCUAUUGUUGCAUACGUGGAAAAAAUCUAUCCUUCUUUAACAUCAAUUGGCCGACCAUGCCCAGGAGAAAGGAAAGGCCUCUGGCUUCUUCAAGAGGGUAUAUUUAAAUGCCUUUUUCAUUUCGUUAUAAAUCAUCUCCCAAAGUGUCUUAAUCCUUGGGCAUGUCCACCAAAAGUGAACUCUAAUCCUCAAAUUCGUCUGUUUUUCUUUAAGUUCAGUCAUAGCAAGCGUCAACCCAUGUUCAUCAAGUUGCCUCCGUAGGGCUAGGGCUCUCUUUCUCUUUCUCUCCAGUUGUGUCACUUUACAUUCAGCAACAACAGCCUCCUCCCUGGCUUCCUCCACAGUUUGCCGUAUCAAAGUAGGUUCCUGUAUCAAUUUCUGGGUAGUUUCUGUAUUGGUAUUAUUUAUACUUUCUGUAUUUAGGUUGAUUUUAGUAAUUGAAACAUCCAUUUUCACAUUUAUGAUGUCCAUUUUCCUGUUAAGCUGAUCCAAUGAGUCAUUUAUCUUAUAAAAUGCAGCCACUAAAGCCUUUUCUGUCGACAUUCUUCUUGGUUUUAAAUAUGCUGGUACAAAGGCAGCAACAGAAGGAGCAGGGGGGGCCUGAUGAUAAACCUCUUCUGGAUUGUUGCCAAAUCCUCCCAGACCUGAAUGUUUUGUCAGCAGUUGACUGGUCUGUUUUUCCUCUUCCAUUUACCAUAACACUUAAAAGAUUCAAGGUCAGUCCCAGAGUCUCACGGUUUUUAACUUGCAGCUGGAAAUUCCCCUAUCCCAGCUCUUGUCAAACAACCGGUUUCAAAGGCUUCCACUAGGGGAAACAGUUUCUAUUUGUAAUAGUCAAUAGUAUCCUCUUUUCAACAAUCCAAAAUUAGUUUCAAAUUGGUUUCAAUUUUCAGUUACUUUUACUCCUUUUUAAAGCAGCCGGAGACAGUAGAAACAAUGUAUUUCUCUUGUUUAACUAGCUGUCAAUGAACAUUCUAAACACUGUCAAUGAACAUUCCAAAAGACGUCAGUCCUACUAGCAGCCCGUUUCCAGGGUCAGAGCAGCGGUGUUUUAAAUCUCUUCACUCUCUCCCACAGGUAUAAUCAAUCCGCAACUUCCCCCUCUCUUCUCCUGCCUCCAAGAGGGGGUUUAAUGUUCUUUAUUGAUGGAAAUUUAAUCUUUUACAAAAGACUUUCCAGGACUCCAGCUUGCAACUUCAUUGCCUCAGUCUAUUUACAAAAGGGGAAGGCGGACUUCCUGUUUUGAACCUCCCCGUUGCGAUACCAAAUUAAACAUUUAGAAAUCCAAUUCUUCCAUUUCAGAUCUACUCACGGGUAAUUCCUUUAAAGUCAAUUGUCCACAGGAAAAGGUCAGCGCUCUCCGGCAACAGCUAUGCGGCUUCGCUCCGUGGAAGAAGCAGACGAUUCGAUGCACCACGCCACUCACCCCACGUCGCUCCGGAGCCCCAAAAACCGGGGUUCCCCGCGAGUGGGGGAGGCGCAAAGGUGCCCGCCGAAUCCCACGCUCACAGGCUUCUCCCGCCUGUGAUUUUAACGGGUCUCCGCCUUCGCCGUGGCGGCCAGACCCAGAUUCCCACGGAGCAGAUUCCUCCCGGUCAGAGAAAUUCCGCCAUUACCGGAGGCACCUCCCCGGACGUCCCAUAGUUAUUUCCAUUUAUAGGUUGUUUCUUGUGAAGUGACUUAACAAUAGAACCACCAACCAUUUUUUUUUAAAUGAUAUUUAUUAAAGUUUCAGAUAAAAAGAGACACAUCAAUAAAAAGAAUUUAAAAGUAAAAAGAAAAAUACACAAUACAAAAUACAAAAAGAAAAAAAAAAAAACCAGUUAAAAACAAUUCCAUCUUUUCAUCACUACUUUUGAAUUUACUUAUUUUCUGGACGUCCUCAUACCUCCCUCUUUGUUAUUCCAAUUCCGUUUGUUUGUCCAGCAAUUCCUUUCCCUCUUUUUUUAAUCCCAAUCCUUAAUCUUAAUAUAAUAUAAUAUAACAUUAAAUUUUUAUCUAUUAAUAGCUAAUUUUCCAUUCUUUUAACCUUUUUAUUCCUAAUCCUUAAUCUUAAUCUGUAUAUAACUUUAAAGCCUGUGCAGCUAGAAACCACUUAAUUUCAAUCCAACAUCAUUCUAGCAUUCUUUAAUUUUGCAGUAUUUCUGUAAAUAAUCUUUGAAUUUCUUCCAAUCUUCUUCCACCGACUCUUCUCCCUGGUCACGGAUUCUGCCAGUCAUCUCCGCCAAUUCCAUAUAGUCCAUCAGUUUCAUCUGCCAUUCCUCCAGUGUGGGUAGCUCUUGUGUCUUCCAAUACUUUGCAAUGAGUAUUCUUGCUGCUGUUGUUGCGUACAUAAAGAAAGUUCUAUCCUUUUUUAACACCGAUUGGUCGACUAUGCCCAGGAGAAAGGCCUCUGGUUUCUUCAAGAAGGUAUAUUUAAAUACCUUUUUAAUUCAUUAUAUAUCAUUUCCCAGAAAGCCUUAAUCCUUGGGCACGUCCACCAAAGGUGAAAGAAUGUACCUUCAGUUUCUUUACAUUUCCAACAUUUAUUAUCGGGCAAAUGAUAGAUUUUUGCAAGCUUGACUGGGGUUAUGUACCACCUGUAUAUCAUUUUCAUAAUAUUCUCUCUUAGGGCAUUACAUGCCGUAAAUUUCAUACCUGUGGUCCAUAACUGUUCCCAGUCAGCGAACAUAAUGUUGUGUCCAACGUCUUGUGCCCAUUUAAUCAUAGCAGAUUUCACCGUUUCACCAACCAUUUAAAACAGCAACAGCUAUGGCAGAGAUUUCAAAUAUGAAACAAUUAAAGACAAAUAUAAAACCCAUUUCAAAUCCAACACAGAUACAGGCUGCAAUGAAAAUCUAUGCUCAAAGGGGUUGAUGAAAUAGGAAGGCCUUCAUUAAUAGUCAAAACAUAAUUUGGCAGCAAUCUGUAGGAGCAAAGGUGGCCUGUUCCAUUUUGCCUCAGAGGUGAAACAGGGAAUGUGCCACGCCCUGCCAAAACCAUUGCAUUCUACUCAAAAAAUUGUACAAAAAGGAACAGGUCAGGGUAUUUUUGUACUUUAGAAUGUUUUUUCAAUAAAGCCAACAGAGUAUUUCGUAUAAACAGAUUUUAUCUUACUGUAUUGAGCUGUGACAUAAAAACAGGUUAUAUGUUCAGAAGUUCCAUGUGUCAAGAAUUCAUAAUGCAGGGGUACCUUGGUUUUCGAACACCUCCGUAGUCGAACGAUUUGGAACUCGAACGUCGAAUCCCCGGAAGCAAUUGCCUCAGUUUUCGAAUGUGCCUCGGAAGUUGAACAGGAAAUGCAGCUUCUGUUUUGAGUUUUCUGUGUUGAGGCUUCCGUUUUCAGUUUUUGGUUUUCAAACGUUUCGGAACUUGAACGGACUUCCGGAAUGCAUUGUGUUUGAAAACCGAGGUAGCUGUAACUGGUUCACAUUGCAAUAAACUAACAAGGGAAAACAACAACAACAACAACAUUUUUUGGCUUUGUUUCCUGUUUACUGCUUGUGAACAAAUAAAGGUGUCACAGUGUAGUAGCUGUACCAGCUUAGCCCCACGACUGUGGGUGUCUGGGGCCGUGGGUGCCAUGCAGCGUGCACCAAAAUUUGUGGGUGCCCGGCCCCUUCAUGGGUAAUUUUGUGGGUGCUUGGGCACCCAGGACCUUAGGGAGUUGGCACCUAUGCAGUGUAGUGAGUUGACAGAAAGUGUGACUGCAGUUGUUCUUGAGUGGCUCAGUGUCUGGCCAUUUAAGUUAUUGUCAAAAAUUGGUUUGUCUGGUUUUCACAGCCUAAAGAUUUGUCUUGAACAAUUGAUCAUACAUGAGUUCUAAAUAUUAGAAAGUUGCAGGCAGUCUUUCCGAACAUGAGCUGUUAUCUUAAAGGACAUACUGUGAUAUUCUCUUUUAAUUAAAAAACAACAAACACGCUUUAUUUCAACGAUGAAGGGAAAAUCCAUGGGGAACACUGGAUUCAAGAAAGGAAGAGGAAAACAAUUAGGUACCAUAACAAAAAACACUAAACAGUCUGUGAAUUUCUUCGCAGUUUGUUGAUCACUUAAAAUUAACCUCCUUAUAUGAAGGUUUUCAGACAUGGAACCUCAUGGGUGAACUGGAGAAAUCCUGUGUCCCUCAGGGUGAAAUGGAAAAUAAUCUAUGCCUAGAGAAUGUGACUUCGCUGCAGCAAUUUUUCUGUAAGCCGCUUGAAAACAGCUCAGCAGGUAACUGGAGUGUUGUUUCUCAAUAAGGCUCAAGGAACACAUAUCAAAAAAAUGGGGGCUGCUGCCUUUUGGGACUGGGGGCGGGGUAGAAGGCGGGAAGACCACAGAGAGAGGGAGCCACAGUCAAAGAGAGGCUGAGCCAACUAAUUGUCGCUUUGUCCCUAUCCUCUUCCCAAACAAAUACAGUGGUACCUUGGGUUACAUACACUUCAGGUUACAUACACUUCAGGUUACAGACUCAGCUAACCCAGAAAUAGUACCUCGGGUUAAGAACUUUACCUCAGGAUGAGAACAGAAAUUGCGACAGUGGGAGGCCCCAUUAGCUAAAGUGGUGCUUCAGGUUAAGAACAGUUUCAAGUUAAGAACGGACCUUCAGAACAAAUUAAGUACUUAACCAGAGGUACCACUGUAUACCCACAAUGUAACUGGCUGUGUUUAACUAUAUAAAUUCUUUAUACAUCAUAUAAGCAUAACUCUUUUCACAUUAUCUAAUUGAGUAGAAGCAAGUAAGCAGCAACAUUUAGGACAGGAAAUACAAAUAGACUAGUUCUUAUAUACGUAAUGACCAAAUAGAAGUUCUUGUGUUCCAUGUACGUCUUAGCGAAUACAAGGACUUUAUACUGCGUAAUACCCAAUAUCCACUGCUUUGGAUUGGAUUACAAGCCACACCUCCUGACUGGAAAUGGACCUGGGUGGACGGCUCCCCAUUAGAUGACAAACUGUGAGUAUCUCAUCUUACUCUGCAGAGAGGGGGGAGGAGGACCAGAUCUUCAUCUCCCCAAAUCCUCUGCUCAGUCUUAUGCCAUGCUAAUCACAUCAGGUCAUUGACACCUGUCAAAAUACACCGUUUUAGUGUACCCUAAAGUCCCAAGGUGAGUUACAUUAAAACACAGUUGAAAACAACUUACGACCACAGAAAUAAGGUGGGUCCUAAAAAUAUACCCUUCGAAUGUCAGAAACCAAGGUAGAGGUGACUCUUCUGCAUCCACCAGAAGCUGUAUAUAUAAUGAAAGAUGCCAAAGGCACCUCUGAACUACCUGGUGCUCACUUGUGAAGCUCACUAGGUAAUCUUGCACCAGUCUCUCUCAGCAAAUUCUGUGUUUGGUCUGUGGCCUUUUAGAAGUGGGCAGGAUGGGUUUUUAAAAAUGUAUUUCUUUUUCCUCUUGGUUUUAAUGUAUCCUAGUGAGGGGUUUUGUUUGUUUGUAAGUUGCUUUUAGUUGCCCUAGGCAAAAUAAAGUGACUCACAAAUUUAAUAUAUAGUAAAUAAAUGCCUCACAAGGUUAUUGUGGAAAUAAGUUGUCAGGGAACUGCCAUCGGCAGGAAGGGAGGUGAAAGGGCUCACACAGGUUGGGAGAGACUCAGCAGCUGAAGAGGGAACCAGUAGGGGGAGAGGAGCUGAGCUGAGGGAAAGUGAGCUGGAGGGAUGGCUCAGAGACACUUCCAGCGAAAACAGUGGGGAGGUUUCAGGACCUCCUGUAGGGACACCCACUCCUCGCCGGAAACUGUCACGCAGAGAGUCCAGAAGACGUGUUUCCGUUAAGGAGCUUUUAUGUUGGAAGAAAUUCGAAAGCAACCACUGUCGGAAUCUGCCAGUGACUAGAGGAGCCAUGUCUGAGGGGCUCGUCACAGACAGAGGUUUGUGGACUUGAACAAACUCUGAAGGGAUACGGUUUUACGCACAAGCAGCUCAUCAUCCCAUCACAGCAUUCCGACAGUCUUUGAAAGCAGCUUGUGCAGGAGAAGGCAUCAUGAGCAACCCAGCCGGAACCGGAGAAGCAGGAGCUGGAGCGGGUCCAAGCCUGGAAGAAAGGUACCGGGUGUUGGAGGUCCAGCUAGCGCUGCAGACGGCGAGGCUUGAGGAGAGGAGGGCUCAGGAUGCAGACAACAAGGGAAAGCCACCCAGCUCGACAGAAAGGUACCAGGAUUGGUGCAGAAGUUUGGGGGGGAGCCCAAAGACUAUCAUGGCUUUCGGACAGAGAUGCAAUAUGCUCUCAAUCUGCAGUUUGAUGAAUUCCCUGACGAGGAAUCACGAGUGGCUUUCGUGAUUGGGCAUCUUGAAAAGGGGGCGAGAGACUGGGUUAGACCCCUGAUGGCAGCGAAUAGUGACCUCCUAAAGGACACGAUGAAGUUCUUUCGCGCCAUGGAUCUGAUGUUUUCCAGCGAUAUUGAACAGGGAGUGGUGCGCAGACAGUUAAUGGCUUGCAAACAGGGGAGCCGAUCUGUCCGUGAGUACUGGACUGAGUUCACCAUGCUGGUUCACAGAUUGGGGUGGGACUUAUCGGCGGAACCCAUUCAAAUGCUCUUUGAAGAAGGGCUUUCUUCGGCUGUGAAAGACGAACUUUCCCGGGCGCCCAGGGCGGAGUCUAUGGACCAGCUGACCAAAUCAGCGCUGACCAUAGGAGCGCGCCAGGAGGCGAGAGCAUUGGAGAGGCGGGAAGGGAAGGGGGAACGUUGGAAGGAGUUACGCAUUCCAGACAUUCCAGAGCCAACUUUCCCGCCGGCAGAGCCGAUGGAAAUCGGAACAGCGCGCGCGCGCUGUUUCAAAAACCCGUGAGGGGGGUAAGAGGAGCGAAAAGGCGCCCGGAAAUGCUAUCUCUGCCAACAGCCAGGUCACUUUGCCAGAGUCUGCCCCCAGAGGAAGGAAUGGCAAGGGAUGGUAGGAGCUGUGGAGGGAAGAGAGGAAGAAAUACCGGAGCAAGUAAAAGCCAACGCCUGGCUGCCACCGUCGGGCACAGCAGCCAGGCCAAAGAGCAGUGAGAGUGCCCACGCCAGAACCUCCUAAACCCGCCCUAGUGAUAGAAGUGGCGCUAGAGCUGCCAAACGGACACCCUCUAAAGAUAAAGGCGCUGUUGGACUCAGGCAGCUCCUGCAAUUUCAUGAGCAAAGAGUUUGCAGCUGAACACCAGAUACAGACGAUCCCUUUAAGCAACCCCCUGCAGGUGACCACGAUCGAUGGCAGGGAGCUGUUGGGAGGAGAAGUCAGCUUGCAGACCGUCCCAAUGAUAAUGAAGGUGGCAAGGCACACCGAACUGAUAGCGUUUAAUGUGGCCACCUUGGGAGGAGCUCCCAUUAUAUUGGGGAUGAGCUGGCUAGCGUUACAUGAUCCGCUGGUGGGCUGGCAUCAGAGAGUGGUUUCUUUUGGUUCAGCACAUUGCUUAGAACAUUGCAAAGAGGGAAAGGGUUUGGCAGGGGCCCAAGCCACCCUAGCAGGGACUGAAGUAACGGAGAACGUGAAGGUACCACGACAAUACGCAGAUCUCCGCGAUGUCUUCAGCGAAAGGGAAGCUGACCAACUACCCCCGCAUAGACCCUUUGACUGUCAAAUCAAUUUACUCCCUGGGGCACAGCUCCCUGUAGGCAAGCUGUACGCCAUGUCAGACAGAGAGAUGCAGGAGCUAAGAGAGUUCAUUGACAAGAACCUGAAGAGAGGGUUCAUCAGAGAGUCCAGGGCGGUGGGGGCAGCCCAGUGUUUUUGUGGAUAAAAACACGAACAAGCCGAGGCUGGUGUGUGACUUCAGGGCCUUAAAUGCAGUGUCAGAACCAGUGGCCUUCCCUAUGCCCAGGAUUGACGACAUUUUGACAAGGGUGCGGAAGGGAAAGAUUUUCACAAAGCUGGACCUAAGGGGGGCGUACAACCUGAUACGAAUAAGGAAGGGGGAUGAAUGGAAAACCACCAUGUUCACCCCUUUAGGGGCAUUUGAAUAUUUAGUUAUGCCCUUCGGAUUACAAGCAGGCUCCGCAUGCUUUCAAUCGUUAUGAACCACGUCCUGGGGCCUUUGCUUUACAAGAAUUGUGUGGCCUUCUUAGACGACGUGUUGGUGUAUUCUGAGAAUGAGGAGCAGCAUGUGAGAGACGUCAGGGAAGUGUUGAGCAGGCUGCAAGCCAACCAGCUGUGGGUGAAACUGGAGAAGUGUCAGUUUCAUACCAAGGAGGUGGAAUUCCUGGGGUAUCGCCUGUCGGACAAGGGAUUGACCAUGGAUCCCGGCAAGGUCCAGGCGGUGCUGGAAUGGAAAACACCCAAAACAAGGAAGGAUGUGCAGAGGUUCCUAGGAUUUGGGAACUUCUAUCGUAAGUUCAUCCGAAACUUUGCCCACCUGACGGCGCCCAUUACGGACUGUCUCAGCAGUAAGAAGAAGUUCGGUUGGACUGAGGAGGCGGAGCGAGCAUUUGAGGAACUCAAAAGGGCCUUCGCCUCGGAACAACAACUCCUGCAUGUGGAUUUACAAAAACCGAUGAGAGUGGAAACUGACGCAUCAGACAGAGCGAUUGGGGCGGUGCUUCUGCAGCCAGGGAAGGAGGAGUCAGAGUGGAGACCGUGUGCCUUUUUUCGCGAAAGCUGAACAAAUCCGAGAGGAACUACACGGUGUAUGACCGAGAACUACUAGCCAUUCAUGAGGCGUUCCGGAGAUGGAGGCACCUGCUAAUUGGCGCACAACAUAAGGUGCAAGUGUGCACUGACCACAAGAACCUAGAGUAUUGGAGGACGGCACGAGUGCUCAACCAACGGCAAGUGAGAUGGGCCCAGGAGUUCUCCAAAUUUAACUUUGAGAUUUGUUACGUGCCAGGCCCAGAGAACAUUAGGGCGGACGCUCUCUCACGCAAACCUGAAUAUUUGGAGGGGGAGGGAGCACCCGAAGAGAGACAUGUCAUUCCAGAGGACCGCUGGGUGUGUGGGGCGGCAUUGGUGGGACAAAGAGAACUGGUAGAGGAAACAGAGAAUGAUGAAUACGCCCAGAAUAAGCUCAGAGGUCUUAGGGGUGAGGGAGAGGAACCAGGGGGUUUCGAGGAAAGAAAUGGAGCUUUGUAUUACAAAGGGGCACUGUAUAUCCCUGAAGGAGACUUAAGGGGGAGGGUACUCAAGCAGUUGCACGACAGCCCCACGGCGGGGCAUUUUGGACAACACAAAACCAUGUGGUUGGUCACCAGGGAAUUUUGGUGGCCUAAGGUGAGGGAAGAUGUACGUGAGUAUGUAAGAGGGUGCGAGCAAUGCCAGCGAGCCAAAGGGGAAAGGCGGGCGCCGGCGGGGCUAUUAGAACCCUUACCAACCCCAGAACGACCUUGGGAGGCAGUGUCGAUAGAUUUUAUGACUGAUCUGCCGAAGUCCAAAGGGAAAACAGCCAUCAUGGUGGUGGUAGACCUACUAACAAAGAUGUGCCACUUUGUAGCUUGCUCGCAUGCAGUCACGGCGGAAGAGACAGCGAAGUUAUUUGUAGAACACAUUUUUAGGUUGCACGGGGUGCCAUUGAGGGUGGUCUCAGACCGAGGAAAACAAUUUACUUCCAGGUUCUGGAGGAAGCUCAUGAGCUUAUUGCAGGUGGAGGUCAACUUUUCGACUGCCCGGCACCCUGAGACCAACGGGCAGGCGGAAAGAGCAAACGGUGUCCUCCAGCAAUACCUGAGGUGUUAUGUCAAUGACAGAGAGAAUGACUGGGUAGAAAAGUUGGCGCUGGCGGAAUUUGCCUACAACAAUGCCGAGAAUGUGUCCACAGGGAUGAGCCCCUUCUUGGCCAAUUAUGGGUGUCAUCCCAGGGCUUUCCCAGGGGGAGAAGGGGAGAGAUGGAGCGUCCCGGCAGCCGAGCAUUUUGUAGAAGAAAUGGAAGCAAUCCAUCGUCAGCUCCAACUCAACUUAGAAAGGGCGAAGGAAGAAUACAAGAGGCAGGCAGACAAGAACCGAAGGGAAGGUGAAACCAUAAGGGUGGGAGAUAGGGUGUGGCUGUCAACCCAAGGGUUGCCGUUCAAAGGAGGUUGUAAGAAAUUAAGACCCAGGAGGUUGGGUCCCUUUGAGGUCAUUCAACAGGUCAACCCAGUGGCUUUCAGGCUCCGGUUACCCAACCACAUGAAACUGCACCCAGUAUUUCACAGGUCGUUACUGUCACCGUACCAGGGGGGACGAGAAGGGAUGGCCACUCGGGGACCGGUCAUAGAAGAAAGAGAAUGCAGCAGCCAUGUGGCAGAAAUCCUCGACGCCAGGUGGAAGGGGGAUCAGGUGGAGUAUUUGGUAGCGUGGGAAGGAGAACCGGAGUCAGAAAACACUUGGGUAAUGGCCGAAGAUAUCAAUGACGAGGUAUUGAUAGAAACGUUCCAUCAAAGGUUCCCAAGGAAACCUCAGCCUGUGGAGAGGUUCCGGAGGGAAUACUUUGGGACCACUGAUGAGGAGGAGGAGUUGGAAGGAUUCCCGGACUCGGAAGGGGAAGGGGAGAUGGACUCUGAGGAGGAGGAGUACUUCGAGACCAGGAACCGCAACAGGUGGAGAGAAGUGUUCGAGACAUCGGAAGAUGAAGGAAGUUCAUUCCGGGGUUUUGCCUCCUCACCGCCCGUAGAGGAGGGGGCGAGAGGGGGGGAAGGGGGCCCUGGAGGGGAGGUGGAUGUCAGGGAACUGCCAUCGGCAGGAAGGGAGGUGAAAGGGCUCACACAGGUGGGGAGAGACUCAGCAGCUGAAGAGGGAACCAGGAGGGGGAGAGGAGCUGAGCUGAGGGAAAGUGAGCUGGAGGGAUGGCUCAGAGACACUUCCAGCGAAAACAGUGGGGAGGUUUCAGGACCUCCUGUAGGGACACCCACUCCUCGCCGGAAACUGUCACGCAGAGAGUCCAGAAGACGUGUUUCCGUUAAGGAGCUUUUAUGUUGGAAGAAAUUCCAAAGCAACCACUGUCGGAAUCUGCCAGUGACUAGAGGAGCCAUGUCUGAGGGGCUCCGUCACAGACAGAGGUUUGUGGACUUGAACAAACUCUGAAGGGAUACGGUUUUACGCACAAGCAGCUCAUCAUCCCAUCACAUAAGUGAAACAGUUUUGCACUGCCUUGAAUUUCUUUGCAAAAGGGCAGAAACAAGGGGGCAUACGUCCACACCCUUCAAAGAGAAAUGCGUGCAAGUUCUCCUCCUGUGGUUCACUGGGAGCAUGAGGGGAAACCUUAGUUAAACCACAGGAAGUUCUUGCAGCCCAGGGAAACUCACUGGCAAAACAUUUGAGAACCACAAGUCUUGAUUCCACGUGAUAGGAUCGCACCUAAUGGGCAAGCCUGGGCAACGCAAUUGUGCAGUGAGUAAUAACAACAAACAAACAACAACUAUUAUUAUUAUUAUUAUUAUUAUUAUUAUUAUUAUUAUUAUUAAAACUUCACCCAUAUGGCUUGGUUUCCCCAGCCACUCUUGGUGGCUCCCAGAAGAAUAUUAAAAACACAAUAAAACAUCAAACAUUAAAAACUUCCCUAAACAGGGCUGCCUUCAGAUGUCUUCUAAACGUCAGUUUGUUGUUUAUUUCUUUGGCAUCUGGUGGGAGGGCGUUCCACAGGGCGGGCGCCACUACUGAGAAGGCCCUCUGCCUGGUUCCCUGUAACCUCUCUUUUCACAGUGAGGGAACCGCCAGAAGGCCCUCAGAGCGAGUCCUGUCCCUCUCUCGCAAAGAAUAGCCAAGCAGGUGGAUAUGUUCAGCCUUUGACAAAUGCUGUUGGCUUUCUCCUUCCUUUUGCAGGUUGAAAGACCUAGCUCCGGCUCAAGAAAACUCCUGUGGGAGACUUAACGGGAACAAAACUAUUUCUGAGACAUGUACUACUGUAGCCAGAUGGGUCUGCGAAAAGAAAGCUCUGCAAAUAACUACAAGGACCAGAGGCCAUUGAGUACCCCUGCUUCUCGCCCUCUCUGCCUGACCAAUUUCUCUUCAUCCAAUCGGCUGAGUGGUAUUGAUGUCACCUGGCCAAAAUAUGAUGAGCUCCUCUGAUGACAGGGGUGGUUUGGGGAGGUUGGGCAGCCUUGGCCUUCGGCUAAAGCUCUGAGUUCUGUGGGGGAUUUGGGAGCCUUCAAAAGUUGAAUUCUUAAAGUAUUGUUGAUAAUAAAAGAACAAGCAUUUUUUAUUAUGUCUACUCACAAUGGGUUCUGGAUUUCUAGGUUUAUAGACAAUAUAAAACAAGUGGCUGAAGCACGCUUCAAAGGAGGACUAAGAGCCAAAAUACUGUGAAGCAAUAUUUAUUAUAAAGUUUUGUUUCGAAGGAGCUGACUUAGUAAAAAAAGAAAUACUAGUGUUAUGUCUUUUGUGUGUGAUGUUCAACACUGGGAAACAAAAUUUUUGUUGCAUUGACACCUGCAGUUGUUCUAACCUAAUUUCAACAUGCUGAUUUCAUAUAUGAAGUUGGUUUUGUUCUGUAAGCUCUAGGUUUUUUUUGCAAUUCAUGUUUUUCACUUUUCACCAUAAUCUGUUUUUCACAAUGCAAGAAUUCAAUAUUUUAUUAAACACAUAACCAAAGAAGUACAAUAUAAGUAUAAAUGUAAGUGACUUAUAUAGCAUUGAACAUGACAUGUAUAGCAUUGAAAAUGACACGUAUAUCUAUGUACAAUUGGAGGUAUGCAAAAGAAUGUAUUCACUUGGGAUACACAGUAAACUGGGGAACAAUUUUUUUCCCCAUUUUCUUUUGCAUGAGAUUUUUCAACUGUUCUUAGAUGUUCUCUCAAUGCUGAUUUCAAAUCUGAAAUCGAUUUUUGUGUACGUGCUAUAGUUAUCUUUCAAUUUCCGACUUUUGUCUGUGUGUCAUAUUUACACUGGGGAUAAGUGGACACUGACACAUUGAUCUACCCUAACCACAUGGUAAUUAUUGUUUUGCAAACUUAAUUUUUCUUUAUUUUUAUAGUUUUGUAACCCAAAUAUUUUUCAGAUCGGACCAUGGCUUCUUCAAGUAGACAAAAAUGUGUAAACAAGCCUGAUGCUUUUUGUUAUGCUAUUUUUGUCUGGUCAAUAUGAAGGGUAUCGGCAAGAAAAACUGACAUUCUGUCGCCUAUCCCAGUAUUCCUUCAGCAAUUAGGCCUAUCCCGCACUCUGAGGAACUCCCAAUUCCAGUUUUUAAGGGGUUUGUCUCUUCUGAAGAUGAAGGAAGUGAACAUGGUGAGGAGCACAACUGGACCAUCUGUGUGGAUCUCAAAAUGGUCAACUUCUUGCUUGGACAACAGAAAGGCUUUACCAAGUACAGUGGUACCUCGGGUUAAGUACUUAAUUCGUUCCGGAGGUCCGUUCUUAACCUGAAACUGUUCUUAACCUGAAGCACCACUUUAGCUAACGGGGCCUCCUGCUGCUGCUGUGCCGCCGGAGCACGAUUUCUGUUCUCAUCCUGAAGCAAAGUUCUUAACCUGAGCUAAUAUUUCUGGGUUAGUGGAGUCUGUAACCUGAAGUGUAUGUAAGCUGAGGUACCACUGUACCUGAAUAGCAACCGCUUGUAGAUACCACUGGGAAACCAAAAUAGCAGUCCCUUGUGUGAUCCUUGGGUUCUCGCCAAACAAUAUGUGGAGCCAAUUUCUUGCCUUGGUCGCCCAGGGAAUUUCAAAAUAGCUUUUAUAGGCACGCCUCACAAACAGUGUUAUAUUUCAUCUUUGACAAAGAAGUGUGUAGCAAUACAUACACAACAAAAGGCAUCAGGUUUGUUUACACAUUUUUGUCUGCUUGAAGAAGCCAUGGUCCACUCUGAAAAAUACAAAUAUUUAGGUUGCAAAACUAUACAAAUAAAGAAAAAAUAAGUUUGCGAAACAAUAAUUAUCAUGUGGUUAGGGUAGAUCAACGGGUCAGUGUCCACAAGGCAGCAUACCGGGUUCUUCCCCACUCCAUUUCAUCCUCACUAGAACCCUGGGAGGUAGGUUAGUCUGAGAGACAGUGUCUGGUCCAAGGUCUCGUGGCGAAUUUCAUUGCUGAGCAGGGAUUUGAACCCUGGUCUCGCAGGUCCUAGUCCAACACUCUUACCACUACACCAAAGUGUCUCAGCGCUGUCACUUACUACAAACCUUCAGAAUUCAGCCUAAAACUUCUAUAUUACAUUUGUUAGCCCAGAAAUGGAAACAAGAAGAAAUUCCAACAAAAGAAGAAUGGCAGACGAAAUUAAUGGACUAUGCAGAAUUGGACAAAAUGACAGAAAGGAUUCGAAACCUGCGGGACCAGAGAUUUACAGAAGAUUGGAAGAAGUAUAUGAAUUAUUUGAAGAGCAACUGUGAUCAACAAAUUACGCUAGUAGGACUACAAGAAGCUUUGUAAGGAGAAAUAUACGCAGUGUUACAAAGUAGAAAAAGAUAGAGAUAUUG
Podarcis lilfordi (Lilford's wall lizard) is the source of this 14925-nucleotide messenger RNA. The record is from the annotation of a GenBank genome assembly. Lineage: Eukaryota; Metazoa; Chordata; Lepidosauria; Squamata; Lacertidae.